CCGAGUGGUUUUACCUUGCUCAGUGCAAGAGUAUCAGGUCGGGCAACUUUAUUCUGUGGCAGAAGCUAGCAAAAAUGAAACAGGAGGUGGUGAAGGAAUUCAAGUCUUAAAAAAUGAGCCUUAUGAAAAGGAUGGCGAGAAGGGACAAUAUACUCACAAAAUCUAUCAUUUAAAGAGUAAAGUCCCUGGGUUUGUGAGGAUGAUUGCUCCAGAGGGCUCCCUGGUGUUCCACGAGAAGGCUUGGAACGCGUACCCCUACUGUAGGACAAUUGUGACAAAUGAAUACAUGAAAGAUGACUUCUUCAUAAAAAUUGAGACCUGGCAUAAACCAGAUUUGGGGACGUCAGAAAACGUGCACAAUUUAGAUCCUAACACGUGAGAAGUUGUCCAUAUUGACAUUGCAGAUCGAACUCAAGUAGAACCAGGAGACUACAAAGCUGAUGAAGACCCUGCAUUAUUCCAAUCAGUUAAGACAAAGAGAGGACCUUUGGGGCCAAACUGGAAGAAGGAGCUAGCAACUGAUGAAGAGUGUCCUAAAAUGUGUGCUUACAAGUUGGUGACGAUCAAAUUUAAAUGGUGGGGCCUGCAGAACAAGGUUGAAAACUUUAUACAGAAGCAAGAAAAAAGGAUAUUUACCAACUUUCACCGCCAGCUCUUCUGUUGGAUUGACAAGUGGAUUGAUCUGACUAUGGAAGACAUUAGGAGGAUGGAAGAUGAAACCCAGAAGGAGCUGGAAGCGUUACGUAACCAAGGCCAAGUCAGAGGAACAAGUGCUGCCAAUGACGAAUGAUGAUGGACUGAGCCGUCACCCGCAGUGUCGCUAUACAAACGUGUGUGUGGAUGCAUGAUUAUUUGUAUAUAAUUCUAUAUACGCACAUGCAUACUGAAGGGGGUUGCUACAGUGUCUCCAGGGUGCUACACCUGUCCUCAGCAGAGAUCCCAAGGAAACCGCUUUCAUUAUGUAUACCUGAAGCAAAUAAAAAUCAACCGAAUAGUGUCAUUUAAAGGAUGAAUUAACUGCAGAAUUAUACUAACUGGUAUGUUUCAUGAAUGUUGAUACUGGACCAAUUUAUCCCCUACUUGUUUUUUUUUUACCCCGUGUUGAGUCACUCGGCUCUAACUUGCCCAUAGCUCGUUGUAAAGAAACGGAUUCGAAUAAGUUGAUUUCAGUUUUGUGUCUUCCCUACGUGAUUAUUUUUGGAAUAGGAACAAUGAAUGUAUUUAUAGCUAUUUAUUUCUGGAUUGUCAUUAUCCUAUAGUCAAAUCAGAAAAAUAAUUUCUAUUAGUGGAAAUUGGAAGACUUCUGCUGUCGAAUAAGUUUAACCCAAACUUGACCCAUUCACUGAUUUAAAAGAAAAGAAAUCAUGUUUUACUGGACUUUUGUACAUUGAAAUGCUAAUGUUUUUUCUUCAUUAAAAUUGGCAAGAUUAAGGAAAAA
Messenger RNA from Apaloderma vittatum (bar-tailed trogon), 1438 nucleotides. It is a transcript of the gene PITPNB, whose product is annotated as phosphatidylinositol transfer protein, beta. Gene Ontology annotation, molecular function: phosphatidylcholine binding; phosphatidylcholine intramembrane carrier activity; phosphatidylinositol transfer activity. The record is from RefSeq and is a predicted model, not a curated record. Gene Ontology annotation, biological process: phospholipid transport. Gene Ontology annotation, cellular component: cytoplasm. NCBI's taxonomy places the organism in Eukaryota, Metazoa, Chordata, Aves, Trogoniformes, Trogonidae.